Messenger RNA from Cajanus cajan (pigeon pea), 1973 nucleotides. RefSeq lists its product as uncharacterized. The record is from RefSeq and is a predicted model, not a curated record. NCBI's taxonomy places the organism in Eukaryota, Viridiplantae, Streptophyta, Magnoliopsida, Fabales, Fabaceae.
UAGCCAUUGAUUCUUGAUUUGAUUUCAUAGAAAUUUUUUCCUAACAUAUAGCAUAAGCAUUCCUCUAUUUUUAUCGGUACAGGAAAAAUCGAGAAGAAUGGGCCUUGGGCCUGAUUGAUGAACCGAAAAGAUAGAGAAAGUUUCCAUCUUCUAUUUCAUCAUUACUCUUUUUUCUUUUGGUUUUCAUGACCUUUUGGUUCCAACAAAGAACAACACAUGGAUUCGUCAAGCUGAAUUCUUAGGAACUCCGAACAACACGCGGAAUGGACGGUGACGGUGACGGUGACGGUGACGUUACGGUCUUUGCCGACACAAACUUAGGCACUCGCAUUGCUUUCAAUGCCCCUCCUGACAUUACUGCUGCUUCACUCAAAAGAGACUUUGAGAAAGCACACUUCAGUUGUUUACCAGAUAUAGGAGAGAUCCAAGUUAAUGGAUUAAUGGUGAAGCGAAAAUCAUACUUCUACUACCUGCCUGAUUCCCUCCCUAUGAAGUAUGCUUUCCCUGCGAUGAGAGGAACAUGGUUUCUUCACGUGGAAGUGAAGCAUUUAAAGUGUUUGUGCAUUUCGUGUUCACCCAGUGAUGCAGCUGUUCUUUCAAAACAUAAGGACUUAACAACCUGCAAUAGUGAAGAUAAGGCAAAGCACAACAAUGAGGAAGAGAAAAUGGAAGGGUUCCAAACCGGUGCAUAUUUAGUGAAAGAGCAUGAAGCUACUAAUCAUGUUUCAAAAGAGCAGGUGGAAAAGGGAAUUUCUCAUGAAAAUCACACGCAGAAUGUAGCCACUGGAAUGUCAGAAAGAUAUCCCAGCAGAUUUGGAGACAAAUCUACCGGUACAGCCAAUGAGAUUCCAUGUGCAAUGCCAGAGAAUAAAGUUGAAAAUCUGGUUGAGUUGCAUACUAACUCCAUGCAUGGAAGUCUCAGUAAGAUGUCAACACAAGUGAUAUCAGUCACAGGUAUAAUCAAUAAAUAUUUUUCAGGUUUCAAUGGCAUUGACAAGUAUAGCAGCUCUUCAAACUCAGAUGUUACAUCUAGAGCUGCUCAUAGUGAGAUUGAAGUUCAUUCAAACACCAAAGGACACAGUUGCUCAAAGAGACAAAGUGAUUCCUUGUCACAGUUCACUCCCAAAACACCUCCACAUGUCUUUCAUGCUCCAUUGCAUGUUGACUUGGUUCCCAAAAAAUUAGGGGGAAAAACUAGAAAAUCAAAAGUUGGGAAGCAUCUUACAUCAGGGAGCAAAAAUAGAAAAGCAGAAGUUGGGAAACAUCUUCUAUCAGGGGGCAAAAAUAGUAAAUCAAAAAUUGGGAAUCGUCUUCUGGUAGCAUCAAGGAGUAUUGGUGUUUCUGCCACUAAGCAUGAUCCUACACUUUCUUUAUGUAGAUUUAGAGAUAGAAAACUACUGCAGGACAAAUCUCAAAUUAAUGGUUCAAUAUUUUCUAUCAGUGACAGUGAUGAUUGAUGCUAUGCUGUAGCCUAUAAAAAAGUGUAUAUAAAGAGUUUGUUUGAAUACAAGUUUAGAAGAAUUUUUAAGAGUAUUUGUGCUGAAAAUAAUUUUUUUUAGUAGAGAAGCUCUCCAAAACAUUUCUAGCUUGUAUUUGAUCUAUUUUGGAGGCAAUAGCUUGGAAAUAUCAGGCUUCUGAUUUAGUAUUAUGGGGGAAAUUAUAGGCAAAAUGUUGUAAUUGCAACUUUUAGAUCACAAGAAAUCAAACACGUGCUAUUAACCAGCAGUUUGUUACUAUUGAGAUUUUUUGCAUAGAUGUGAGAGCAAAUGUUAUUAGUUCUCCAAUGCUUGUCAAGAUGAUCCUCAAUCAAAUGGCAAUAGUUAGAAUUCUUGUCACCUGUCAAACAUUAAUCCCCUAUCAGUUGGUUUGUUGUGUUGUACUUGCAUUUCCUUUUUCUAGUAUAAAUUUUGCUGUUCAGCUGAGCUUGUGUAUAACACUUAAAACUAGAAUGAAAUUGAUGUUUUGAUUUGCUU